Messenger RNA from Brachypodium distachyon (stiff brome), 1875 nucleotides. RefSeq names its product NF-kappa-B-activating protein. Gene Ontology annotation, molecular function: chromatin binding. Lineage: Eukaryota; Viridiplantae; Streptophyta; Magnoliopsida; Poales; Poaceae. Bases 100 to 1662 code for a protein of 520 amino acids. The transcript has a single exon. Gene Ontology annotation, biological process: regulation of gene expression. The record is from RefSeq and is a predicted model, not a curated record. Gene Ontology annotation, cellular component: nucleus.
UCACCUCCACCGGAUUCCCCACGCGUCCAUCACAAAUUGCCAAUCUCUCUUUUCCAAAACAAAUCCCGAACCCGACCUAAUCGGCGAUCCAUCGUCGCGAUGUCUCGCACGGGCAGCCGCCUCGCCUCCGUUGUGCGCCUCCCCGAUCGCUCUAGGGUUUCUGCCUCGCCUUCCCCACACCGUCGUGCCCUUUCCCGGUCGCCCUCCCCGCGCCGCCAACGCCGGCGCGACCGGUCCCCCAGCCCCGCCCGUGUCCGCCGGCGCGACCGGUCCCCCAGCCCCUCCCGUGUCCGCCGGCGCGACCGGUCACCCAGCCCCUAUCAGGACCGCCGCCGCGACCGGUCCCCUAGCCCCUUCCGUGACCGCCGCCGCCAGUGGUCGCCCUACCACAAUGACCGCGGUCGGGACCGAGACCGGGUUCGGGACGUGGAACCCCCCGCGCGCCGUGGCGGUGACGGAGGCGGCGCCUGGUCCGCCUCCGACGACGAUGACGAGGAACUCAAGGGCCUCACCUACUUCGAGUACCGCCGCCUCAAGCGCCAGAAGCUCCGCAAGAACCUGAAGCGGUGCAUCUGGAACAUCACACCCAGCCCCCCUCGCCGCGACGACGAGGCCGACGAGUACCAUUACAGCGAAGAGGAGGAGGAUAAGGAGAAGAAGGAAUCUCCGAAGAAGGAUUCCUCUGAUAAAAGUGAGGAUGAGGAGAACAAGAAUUCGUCAGAAUCUGAGUCUGGCGAGUCUGGUAGUUUGUCCGAUUCCAGCGAAUCAGAUUAUUCCAGGAGGAAGAAGAAAGGGCGUAAGGGCCAUCGUCGCAGCAGCAGUAGCAAGCGUAGCCGGCGUGCCCAUCGCCACCACUCUUCUGAUAUGGGGAGUGAGAGUGACGGCAAGGUCGAUGAGGAUUCAGAGGGUUCUUCUGAUUCUGAGGACUCGAGGGAUAAGAGGAGCAGGAAGAGAUCGCGGAGGCACAAGAAGUCGAAGAGGAGGGGCCGUAGCUCUGGGAGGAAGAAGAGGAAGAGUCUGGAUUUACCCUCUGAUGGAAGCUCCGAGGAGGUGGAGGUUUCAGGCUCUAGCCCUGAAAGGAAGACUGGCAAGAGCUCAAGGAAGAAGAGGAGCAAGCAGUCUGAUUCUGAAGAUUCGAUCCCUCAUGAUCCCAAUGCUGAAAAGGAAGUUGAAGAGACAGAUGUGCCAGAGAUUGAUCCUGAGGCAAUUAAGUUCAAGGAAAUGCUCGAGGCCCAGAAGAAGGCUGCCCUGGAGAAUGAGAUGCCGGUUGGGCCGAUGCCACUUCCUCGUGCAGAGGGUCAUAUUAGCUAUGGUGGUGCACUGAGACCCGGUGAAGGUGAUGCUAUCGCGCAGUAUGUACAGCAGGGGAAGCGUAUCCCACGUCGUGGUGAGGUGGGUCUGUCUGCAGAUGAGAUUCAGAAGUUUGAAGAUUUGGGGUAUGUGAUGAGUGGGAGUAGGCACCAGAGGAUGAAUGCUAUCCGUAUAAGGAAGGAAAAUCAGGUUUAUAGUGCAGAGGAUAAGAGGGCGCUGGCCAUGUUUAACUAUGAGGAGAAGUCAAAGAGAGAGCACAAAGUUAUGGCGGAUUUGCAGCGCUUGGUUUCCAGAACCAUUGGCCAAGAUUCAGGACCUUCACAUGACCCAUUUGCUACCACGGAUGGUUGAGUAAUGAUUUCUAGCUAUUAUAUACAAAGAAAUGGUUGCCAUUAUUCGCUAUGCAUCAUUUUCUUGCUGUUCCUAUAGUACUAGUGAUACCAAGUUUGCUUUUUCUGUGACUUCUGUUUUGUAUUGACUGUAUGUAGCUUAUUAUGCUUAUUAUGCUACAUGUUAUAUUUGAGUUCAUGGUUGUUGCUAUGUAUGUUAAGCUGCUUCAUUUAA